AUGAAAGAUAGGGUGUUGAAAGCUGAAGAGAAACGAGAUUUUAUCAGCAAGCUUCCUGAUGAAAUCUUGAGCAUCAUAAUUUCUUACCUUCAUGUUGAUGAAGCUGUUAGAUGCAAUGUUCUCUCUAAGAGAUGGGAAGGUAUGUGGAAACUAGCUCCACACAUGGAAUUCGAUGCAAAGCACAUGAUCAAGCCAUUAUCCCAGCUUCUUCAUAAGAGGAAAUCUCACAAAUUACCUUGUUUCCAUCCUGAUCCAUCCAAGAACAAACAAGUCUCAAGGUAUGGUCUUAAGAUACUCCAGCUGAUGUCUCAUCACUCUGGUGACAUAUCAAGUUGUCGUUUCGUGCACUUCAGAAAGAGUAUUUUGUUUGGGGGAGUGGAGGCUUGGGUUGAGUUUCUGGUUGAAAACAAGGUAGGGUUUACAAAUCUGAUCCUUCAGUGUGAACCUGAUCACUAUGGAGAAAUUGCUGAAAAAUGUUUCUCCAGAGAUGAAAUUUGUAAGCCUGAUUUCUCACCCGGGUUGUUUAGUGGUUUGUGCUCACUUGAAUUGGUUAAUUACACAAUUGACUCUUGGGCUGCAUUUGAGGGCUGCAUCAACCUCAAGAAUCUUAAAUUGGAGAGGAUUUACUUGGAUGACAUAAGCCUAAGUGGGAUUUUAGAAGCAUGUAAAGGCUUGGAGAAUUUUAGUUUGGUUGAGUCCACUGGGUUUCAGACACUCAUCAUUGUGAAAUCAAGCAUUAGAGUUUUACAACUCCAAGCUUUACUUUUGGAUGAGGUAGAAAUUAAUUGCCCCAAUCUUGAAGUGCUGCAGCUUGAUUCUGUAAAAUGUCCACUGCAGCAUUUAAUUAUUAAUGCUCCAAGCCUGAGGACUUUUCAUUCUUACUGCUACUCCAUUUUUGCAAGACUUCUUCCCAUUAAUGAAGGUAGAUAUGUUCUGAAAACCCAUGAGAUUUUUGCACACUGCAACAGUUCUCUUUCGGAAUCUCCAAAUGGUAAUUUCCUUCAAAAUCUGUCAAACAUGUCAAUGGAUUUGAAUUUGAACCGCAUAAGUGAAGUCAUGGAUCUAUCUUUGGUCUUGAGAUUAUGUACCAAUUUACAAACACUGGAAGUUGCUCUGCCGGAUUUGACUCAUAAAAACUCUGAUAAUGUUAGCUCUGAUGAUUGUGCAACACCAUACCCUAUAUCGAUGCUUUUGGAGUCGUGCCAUUGUAUUCAUAAGAUGCUGAAGUCUGUGUACAUAAGAGGGUUUAGAGGGAAAGAACAUGAAAUGGAAUUUGUGAAGUAUAUAAUAACAAGAGCAACCAUGAUGAAAAAGAUUACAAUAGAAUCAAAGAACUCAAAGAGAGAGGCUGAAAGUUUGCUAUCACUUCCCAAAGCUUCCCGCAAUCUCUGCAUCAAUUUGAAGAUCAAUGUCAAUCCUAUGAAAUAG
Molecule: messenger RNA, 1428 nt
Organism: Lotus japonicus
Lineage: Eukaryota; Viridiplantae; Streptophyta; Magnoliopsida; Fabales; Fabaceae
Product: F-box protein At1g80960-like
Exons: 3
Coding region: 1-1428 (475 amino acids)
Molecular function (GO): protein binding
Source: RefSeq, a predicted model, not a curated record